GACUGACUGUGGUCUCACCGGAUCCAUAGUCGAGCGCCGAACAACUUCAGACUAGAUCAAAGGCUUGAAGACGCUUCAUUAACUCCCUGAAUAAGCACCGAACUGCUGGAGUUUACCAUAUGUUUAUAUACUUGGGAUGAAAGUGUGUGUGCACCUUUUGGCACGAGAACCAGGAGCGGACAGUAGCUGAUCACCCGUCUGUCAAGGCGAAGCAUGCACUGAAACGACUGAGCAAAUCACUCCAGCCAACUCAAACAAUCUAAGGAGCUGCAAAACUCGGAUUUAACUUUUUAUUUCUCUUUUCGGGAAGACACGCAAAUGGCAUUGGACAGAUAUUUCGGGCUGUCCCACGACUGAAAGUUCAGCGUUGUUCCUGGACACUUGUGAACAUGGAUAUAGGUCGGUAAAUUUCGGACAAAAACUGUUAGGGCACCCCAAACAAUCUGGAUUCAAGCACGUCUCUGUGAAUUGUGUGGAGUCUUUAAUUUUAUAUUUGACACAUGAUCACGACCGGAUUUGUUCCACAGCCCGAACCCCAACGCGGGAUUGACGGCCCUAAACACGGACAGACCCUCGUUAUACUUGUGUGUGUCACUCAUCCUCUAUCAGGCGUGAUUUGACCUUUUGUAAGGUCAGCGUUAGAAACUCUACCAAUAGAUGAAUACAAUAAAACAGGCUCGCGCUAACGUCUACCUAAGUGCAAGGUAGCAACGAUUUUGGUAACACACAGACACACGUUGGCCCAGAAGCCGUCUGUGCAACAUUGCGCGACACAUUUUUCCUCCAGGCAACGCUAGAAAAAUUGGAUUUAGAAGUUUACGUUGAGCCAUGGAGCCCCUCCGCUAGGACGCCUUACCCACACGCCACUAUAUUGAAUGUGGAACGGAAACCCGGAGUACAGUCGACCGAAAGGAUCUUAUCUUCUCGCGGGUCAGUAGGUUUGGGUCUCCCCGAGUACCGUAGAAGAUGGCUGGAAGCGACGGCUCGUGGAAAUAUUACCUCUGGAUUCUGACAGUCAUGUGCAGAUACACGUUACCCGCAGCCAAAUCACUGGAGUCUGUCGUGUGGAAUUCACAAAAUCCCAAGUUUGUGUCAGGGAAAGGCUUGGUGAUCUACCCGGAGAUCGGGGACAAACUGGACAUUAUCUGCCCCAAAGGGGACAUGGGGCGGCCGUAUGAGUUUUAUAAACUCUACUUGGUAAAGAAAGAACAGGCGGAGUCUUGCAGCACCAUACUGGACCCCAAUAUACUGGUCAAUUGCAACAAACCAGAGAAAGACAUAAAAUUCACCAUCAAGUUCCAGGAGUUCAGUCCAAACUACAUGGGGCUUGAGUUCAAACGCUUCACAAACUAUUACAUCACUUCGACUUCUAAUGGAACACAGGAAGGCUUGGAAAACAGAGAAGGUGGGGUUUGUAGCACGAGAUCCAUGAAGAUCAUCAUGAAAGUGGGCCAAGAUCCAAAUGCGCCAGAUCCAGAUUUAACGGACCUCCCAGAGCGGGACCAGGACAAUGAGAUCAAGGACCCCACGACAAGCCCUUCCCGCAAAAGAGACAGAGACAGAGAGCGAGACAGAGACACAGAGGGAAACGGAUCCAUAAUGCCCGGCAGAGAUACGAGGAACCAGGAUAACAAUGCAGGUUCAGUGGAAGGGAUUUUUGGCUCUAAACCUGCUCUCUUCGCUGCCAUCGGAGCAGGCUGCGUCAUCUUCCUCCUCAUCAUCAUCAUCCUCAUCGUCUUACUCCUCAAGCUUCGCAAAAGAACCCGCAAGCACUCGCAGCCCAGGGCCGGGCCUGCCCUGUCUCUCAGCACUCUGGCCACGCCCAAGGGAGCCACCCAGGCUGGCUCUGAACCGAGUGACAUCAUCAUCCCCCUGAGGACAACAGAGAAUAACUACUGUCCACACUAUGAAAAAGUGAGCGGAGACUACGGACAUCCAGUCUACAUAGUGCAGGAAAUGCCCCCCCAGAGCCCUGCCAAUAUCUACUACAAAGUCUGAGAGAAAGAGAGAGAAGCAACCGCAAUAAGAACAUGUUUUUGUAAGGUAUCCUAAAUCUUUUAUUUCACUACCUAACCCCAUGUUAGAGAGAGGAUGGAGAAGGAAAAGUGGAAAAGAGGAAUGGAAAAAGACUGUGGAUGAUAAGCCUCUCAAAUUUCCUUCCCUCUGUCCCUUUCUGAACACUACACUGUGUGUAUGUGUCUGUGCUGGUCUCUCUCUGUUUGUAUGAAAUGGCAAAGAAAACCCCCCACAGUGUGUGUGGCACUCAGGCACGGACUUCACUGCAGAAGAACAGCCUUUAACCAAUCACAGAGGGAUGCUAGAUUGACAUCACAAAGCAGGAUGCUCUCAUUUGUCUCAUUUGUGUGUUGUUUUCUACCUAAUAACUCUUAUUUUUUGCCUCUUGUUCACAGUGUUUUUCUGUAUCAACCCAAUCCUAGCAGCUUUCACACAGUGUCUCUCUCAAAACAAUUAUGUCUUAAACACUGCUAUAACCUCCGCUCUUCUCUUCACGCACUCAAUAUAUCCUCUCAUCUCGUUUCCUUAAGUCUCUCCAGAUACCCAGCCAUUUACACAACCGCAGAAGCAGUUGAAUAAAACACAUACGCGCACACACAUCGGUGUUCACGGGUCAGUACGAGCAGCCUCUCAGUGGAAAAAAGUGUGAUUGAAAUGGAGAAUUUAAAACCCAAAACAGUGACAAAUCUACAUGAGACCUUCCAACAUAGGUUCUGCUUUAGUAGAUGGAUUUUGUUCAUUUAAGAAUUAUUUCAGUUGCAAUUCUAGCAGCAGAAUACAAGUAGAUAUUUGCUGUCCGUAGUCAGUGAUGCGUGUGAAGUGCGGAAUAAUAUUUGUAUUUUGUCAUUAUUUUUUCCUUUUUUUUGUGUUUUGUAAAUGUCAAUUUUUUAUUUUUUUUUAUUUUAUUUGCCUCUACACCACAAGCCUAUGACCUCUUUUCAGUCACAGAACAUUGUAAUGCAUAUCUUUGCAUAAUUUAGUCCACUAACAUUUUUUUUAUUAUUUUUUUUAUAAUUCAUGCCCCACGGUCUGCAUGUAGACAUGGAUUGUAUGAUUGUGUGUAUGUAGAGUACCACACAAAAGCCAAAAAUCCAUAAACAUACAAAACAUGAUAUUAUGCCUUUACCUCUCCUUCCUGUUGCUCUCAGAUAUGCACAUAAGUUAUCCCUUUUAGCAUAUAAACACACUUAUU
Myxocyprinus asiaticus (Chinese sucker) is the source of this 3208-nucleotide messenger RNA. It is a transcript of the gene efnb1, whose product is annotated as ephrin-B1. Gene Ontology annotation, cellular component: plasma membrane. The record is from RefSeq and is a predicted model, not a curated record. Gene Ontology annotation, molecular function: ephrin receptor binding. The transcript is spliced from 5 exons. NCBI's taxonomy places the organism in Eukaryota, Metazoa, Chordata, Actinopteri, Cypriniformes, Catostomidae. Bases 967 to 1998 code for a protein of 343 amino acids. Gene Ontology annotation, biological process: ephrin receptor signaling pathway; axon guidance.